Messenger RNA from Pseudoliparis swirei, 5541 nucleotides. RefSeq names its product zinc finger protein 106a (gene znf106a). Lineage: Eukaryota; Metazoa; Chordata; Actinopteri; Perciformes; Liparidae. The coding region runs from base 89 to 5350 and encodes 1753 amino acids. The record is from RefSeq and is a predicted model, not a curated record. Gene Ontology annotation, molecular function: RNA binding; SH3 domain binding. Gene Ontology annotation, cellular component: cytosol; membrane. The transcript is spliced from 22 exons.
UGUAGAGAUUAAGAGAUUGAGAGGAAAUAUGAAGCCUUGUGUUAUAAAUAGCUGCCCGUUGCUGCUUUGAGAGUGAAGAUCACUUUUGAUGGAGAUGGCGAAAAACAGAGAGUGCAUCCUCUGUGAAACAGUCAACUUCACCAAGCAGGAGGUGGACGAGCACAUGAGGAGUAUGCUGCAUCACCGCGAGCUGGAGAAGCUCAAAGGCCGGGACUGCGGACACGAGUGCAGAGUGUGCAAGGUAACCGUGGCGAGCCUGACUGAUUAUGCCGGCCACAUUUCCAGUCCCACGCACAAGAAGAACGUGGAGGCCGCCGAUCAAAAGCACAGCGGGCACGACCACGACGAGGACUACUGCGACCAGGCUUUGGUGGACCUGAUCGAGAAGAGAAAAGAACACAUCAGAAAAGAAAAGGAAACUGCUGCUGUAAAACUGGCAAAGGAAGAAGAGGAUCAGAGGAGAAAGGAGGAGUUUCAGCAACGGUUAAAAGAAUGUAAGGAGCGUUACCGGCAGGAGUGUGCCUGGAAGCAGCAAACACAGGGGUUCAAAGGAUCCGGGCAAAACAAAACCUGGUAUGGGGGCAACCAAUACAGUGCCUACACACAACAGGAUGCACAACCCUGGCAGCACGGCGCUCAGGGAAAGAGCGCCACCUGGCAUGCUCAGGAGCCUCCCAACUUUCAGAGAUGGGCUUCUGGACAGUUUGCUGGUGGGAACUUGCAUUGCCUGGACGGUUUUGGAAACAAGCAGUGGGAUCAGGGUUCAUAUUUAGGAAAUCAACAACGAAGUCGACUGCCUUGGCUUAGCAACGGAGGCAGCAGUAACGGGGUCUACGGUCGAAACAACAUUUCCCAGAACCCACAAAGGAACCGACCCCCGAACUUUCUCGAGCCCUUUCCGAUGUAUCCCCCUCCACUCACUUUCUUUCCCCGGGCUAACCAGUUUCAAAAUUCAUUCAAUGAGCAGGGAGGUCAGCAGGUGGAUGGGUUCCAGAACGGUCAGGGGCAAAAAGCCGAACCUGACCACAACCCUAGUAAGAGCUCGAAGACCUUUGGUAGCAAUCCAAAGCUGGACAAAGCCUGUCGCUGGUCCCCCUAUCCAGUCACAAAGGGUUUAGAAUCUGCACCCCAUAAGGACACCAACCCAAACCCAUCAGAGCAGUACACCAAAGUCCCCAAACCCCAGACACAAGACAAGGCCCGGGCAACCAGUGCCUUAAACAGACAAUCCCGACCUGAACAGAAAUCGGGGCAGUUGACCCCGAGUGCACAAAGUGCGGAAGAGAAAGGAAAGAAGAAAAAGAAACCCCAAAACAAAUCCAGAGAUAGUAGUAACAGCAGCGGCAGAAGCAGCGGCAGAAGCAGCGGUAGUGCCCAGGGAGAUGGCCAACCGAACGCCACGUCCGAUCCGUCCAAUCAGAAGGCAAGCAAGCCAUUGCCGCCUAAAGAGAGGAAGAUGUCCUCGCUUCCUGUUCUCAACGGUGCAGCGCCAGUCGGCAAGGCCUCCAGUCCAGCGAACGCCCAAUCCAAACCGGCUGCGAAGCAGAGCGGAGUCGGUUCUCCGGCUCCGCUCGUCGGGCCCCUUCAGUCCAGGCAAGAACGGCAGCUCCCAGAGACGCUCAAGAAAGCCAAACAGAUUGUGUUGGAGAAGAGGGGCUCCCUGGAAAGCUCCAGAAACAACCAGAUGGAAGCGACACUGCAGAUCGCGGAGGAGCAGCAGAAGGACCGCGUGCAGAUCCCGGUGGGCGUGAACCAAGAGAACAGGCAGAGCGCAGCCAAACCGAACCCGCCGGACGCCAUCGGGCCAGAGAAGCCUGCGGCACAACCUUCAGACAGCAGCCAGUUCCUCCAAUCGUUGCAAGUCAGCACCUCGACCGCGGAGAGCUCGGAGCCCGCGGCCUCGAGCCGGGACGACGAGGAGGAGGAGGAGGCGAGCGGGAGGCGAGCGGAGAAGGAGGCGAGCCCGGUGGCCCCGCCGGACGAAGCCACGCAGGCCGCCGACGCCGGGCAGAGCUCCGAGAGCGACUCCUCCAGGAGCAGCGAAGCUCAGACGGCGUCGGGUCCAAACGCCUCCAGUCUGUCGGCGCUCGACCUGCCUCCCGUCUUGAAACGCGACCUGACCAAACACGUGGGCUCCAAGAGCAAAGCCGGCGGCCACGAGCCCAACCUGAACAUCGCCAGACGGGUGAGGAACCUGAGCGAGUCGCGGCGGAGCGACACGGAGAAGGACUCCGGCCUCAAACCCACCGUGCGUCAGCUCCUCAGCGCCUCCGGGUCUCGGCGCAACGUGAACUGGGAUCAGGUGUAUCAGGAGGUCCGGAGGAAGCAAGACAAAGGGAAAGGCAUGCCCAGGUUUGGCAUCGAGAUGGUGCCGAUGGACCAGGAGGAGGACGCCAUUCCCCUGCUCGAAGGCUUCCAGUGGGAGACGUUGGUGGACAUGCCCACCUCCCGAAAACGCUCCUUAUCCGAGAGCAGCGUCGCCCAGCCCCCCGCUCACUCCCUGUUUACGUCCCUCGUGUCAAACGAGACCGACAAGAGAGACGCCCUCGGCUCCGAGAGGCAGGGCGCCUCCGUUUCUCCCCAUCCCAUAUUCGCUCAAGGGAACAAAGACAGUCGGCAGAAGAAGACGGUGGAGCGGAUGCUCGACCGGUUUGAGGCCAGAGCGCAGAAGCAGCCGGACGAGCUGACGUCCGCUGCGGCGAAGGCCCUCCGGCGGUCGGACUCGGUGCUCGGGGACAGCAGUUCGGGGACGGAGUUGUGCGACGGCCAGGGAACAGGAAAGAGGCGAAGAGCAGCGAGGGACGUUCCCAGCGCGGAGACGUCUUCCUUGGAGCACAACAGCAAAAGAAGGAAAGUCAAAUCUAAAAAAGAGCGUUUACAGAUCGACCAGCUGCUGGCGGUGUCUCUGCAGGAGGAGGAGCUGAGUCGCUCCCUGCAGACGGUGGACGCCGGCCUGAUCCAGGCCCGCACCGCACUGGAGGCCGCCUUCAUGGAGGUGCAGCGUCUCAUGGUGGUCAAACAGCAGGUGACUGGAGAGAUGAGCACACUCAGAAACAAGCGCAUUGACUUACUUAAAAGCAUGCAAGGUCAUUUAGAGGUCCCGAAUGAAGUCCCGAAGGUCAAACUAAAACAGGAAAAGAUGGAUCCGGUAGCAGCUGAACCCCACGUGCCGCCCCCCGCGCCGCUCCCCUCGAGUCCUGCCGGCGAGCCCGCCUCCCCCCCCCCCUCCGGCCCUCCCUUCACGCCUGUAGCCAUCAAGCAGGAGCCUCAGUCUCCCGUCCGUGUCUGGUCGGAGCCGGACCCGGUGGACCACGUGACCCCCUGUGCUCACAGCACAACUCCAGAGCUGCGCGGCGCUUCUGCCGCAGCCUCGUCACCAGAUCCUGCCCUUAACUUGAAGCCGUCCCCCGAAACAAAACGGCCCGAGUCGUACGCGGAGCACAGUCGGGAGAACGUUAACGACGCCGCAGACUGCAAAGCGAGCGCAUCGGGUCCGGCUGUCACCCUGGAGAAGGUCUCGCAGGCGUCCAACAACUUCCUCGCCCCUUCGGGCGACUCCAAAAUCUCCAUCGCUCUUCUCCCGGCCAGCAGGGCGAGCCCCGAGGCGGGCGGCGGCGCCGUCGACUGCGCAGCCUCGCACGCCUUCGAGCCCCCCGCUCUCCUCGAUCUGCCCGCCUCUCCCUCCGAGCUGAGGGGCGGAAAGCGCGUACGGAAGCUGAAGAAGAGGAAGGUGCUGAAGAAGGCCCCGGGGCCGGAGCAGCUCGAGAGCAGCGACACGGAGAUGGACGGCGACGCCUCGCGGCCGAGGUGGCUGCGGCCGCGCCGGAGACCGAGCGGCAGCUCCGUGGUCAGCACCUCCACGCGGCCCUCGGAGGACAGGGAGGGAGACGGGAGCAUGGAGCUGGGCGAGGAGACCUCCGCGCCGAAGAAAGAAAACCCCGAGUCCCCCGAACACGAGCCGGAGCCUCCCCAAACGGCCCCCGCCGAACUCGCCGUGAACUUGGAUUCUGAAGAAAGCAUGGAGGUCACCGCCGCCUGUCCGCAGCCCCGCGCGGACCACCCGGUUCCGGCGUCCUCUCCGGUCCAGAUCCCAGACUCCUCCAGGCCGGCGCCGCAGAGCCUGGCCUGCAACAAGGUCUCCUCCACCAGCGACAUGGACGUGUGUCGGUCCUCCGAGAGUGACCUGCCGUUCGCCGACACAUUGCCCAAGAUAACCAAGAUCUCAUCGGAUGCCUCCUCUGACCACGGGCAGGAUGAUCUGCCCACCGAGGGCGUGUUUGAGGGUCACCGGGAGGCGGUGAACGCCGUGCAGAUCUACAACGGGCUGCUGUACACGUGCUCCGGAGACCGCACCGCCAAAGCCUUCGACCUGGUGACUCAUAAAUGUGUCGGCGUGUUCGAGGGCCACACCUCCAAAGUGAGCUGCCUGCUGGUGUCCGUGGCGCCCAGUCUGCAUCGCCGCCUGUAUUCUGGCUCCAGUGACCAGACCAUCUGCUGCUACAGCCUCAAGACACGAGAACUCGAGCAGCAGUUCUUCCUCUCGGACCGAGUCCUCUGCCUUUACAGCCGAUGGAAGAUUUUAUACGCCGGCCUGGCAAACGGCACCGUGGUGACCUUCAACCUCAAGACCAACAAGCAGAUGGACGUGUUCGAGUGCCACGGGCCGCGCGCCGUGAGCUGCCUGGCGUCGGCUCAGAAGGGCGCCCGCAAGAUCCUGCUGGUCGGCUCCUUCGACAGCACCAUCAGCGUGAGGGACGCCAAGAGCGGCCUGCUGCUGCGCACGCUGGAGGGUCACACCAAGGCCGUGCUCUGCAUUAAGGUGGUCAACGACCUGGUGUUCAGUGGCUCCAGUGAUCAGUGUGUCUACGCACACAACAUCCACACGGGAGAGCUGGUGCGAGUCUACAAGGGCCACAGUCACGCCGUCACGGUGGUGUCCGUCCUGGGGAAGGUGAUGGUGACCGCCUGUCUGGACAAACUGGUGCGCGUCUACGAUCUCCAGUCUCACAACCAGCUGCAGCUGUACGGCGGACACAAGGACAUGGUGAUGUGCAUGGCGAUCCAGAAGAACAUGAUCUACACGGGUUGCUACGACGGCAGCGUGCAGGCCGUCCAGCUGAACCUGACGCAGAGCCACCGCUGCUGGUGGCACGGCUGUCCGCUGGUGUUCGGGGUGACGGAGCAUCUGCAGCAGCACCUGCUCAACGACCACGUCGGCAGCAACUCGCAGGUGCUCAAGUGCCGCUGGAAAAACUGCGACGAGUUCCUCUGCGCGCGCAGCGGCUCCAAGCAGGGGAUGCAGGCGCACAUGCAGAAACACGGCGAGGAGGAGACUCAGCUGGAGCCUUAAGGGAAGCCCCGCCCCCCAACCCCCGCCAUCUUUAACCUCCCAUAUUGGGGGGGGGAUGUUUUUGGGACCCACUUGACUUCGCCCGACGAGUGGCGUCCGACGACUCCACCCUUUAUGCUCGGUGUUGGAAUCCAACUUUAUACAACCACGUGGAGAGGGUUGGUGGUGCUGCUGGUUUUUAAAGUCUCUUU